GUUGUGUGCGCGGUGCCGGCCACAACAACAGCAACAACGGCAACAACAACAGCAACAACAGCCCUCCUCACAGGCGCCGGCCCCCCCCAACAACCGCGGCCCGCGGGAGGCCGUCCCGGGCGUUGACGGCGUUGGGCGUCUUCGCCGGCAGGCGCGCGACGAUGCCCGGCGCUGACGAGGCGGCGAUGCUCCGCUCCGUGCUGCUGUCGCGCCGCGGUGGCGUGGAGCUGCGGCGACUGCGCGCCGAGUUCCGGGAGCUCACGGGGCGGGAGCUGCCUGGCGGCGGCGGCGGCGGCGGCGGCGACGGACUCGAGUCGUACCUCGUGUCUCAGCCCGGCGUGGUCCGUCUGGAGCGAAGGAGCGACGGCACGGUCGUGUGCCACGCGGUGGAGACGAAGGAGGUGGCCAGGGUCAGCCGGAUGAUCUCCGUCACCAGGGGCAAGACGAGCAGCCGGAGCAGGAAGUCGCUGCACGCGAGCGCCCCCGCCAAGUCCCCUCUGGGCUGCUCCGCGCGACGGGGGGGGAGCGCCGCCCCCGCCUCCUGGCGGCCUCGCGUGACCUCGACCCACUCGCGACCUCGCCCGACCUCCUCCUCCUCGUCGUCGUCCGCGAGAGGGCGCGUUCCCACCGUGGUGUUCAAGACGACGGCCCUGACGGCGGCUCCUCCCCCUCCUCCUCCUGGCCACGUGGACCUCGGCGGCGGCCGCGGCAGCACCGCAAAUCCACCCUCCCUUUCCCGGCGUCUCGGCGACAGGCACGGAGAUUCUGAAGGCUUUGAGAGUCGCCACAGAGCCUUGUCCAGCCCUGGCGUUGAAGUGCCCACGUUGAACUGGGGCCCUGUGAGAUCCACGGAGCCAGUGAUGGAGGUGACGUCGGCGUCGUCUGUCCCCUCCACCGUCGCUGGGCCCCGCGCUCACUCGCCCCCCAGCGUGGAAACCAUCACGCUCGCCCUGCGGAGGUGGACACUCACGGGUGGUGGCGGUGGUGGCGGUGGUGACCGUUGGUUGACACAGUCAGGUCGCCCCCAGGGAGAGGUGUCCACCCUGGGGGCACCGGAAGUGAGGCCUCCGAUGAGGGCGAAGCUGUUCAGGAGUCCAUCUCCUUCCUUAAGGUCCGCCAUGGUUGACUGUCCACCUUCCACCAAGAUGAGCGCACGAGAUCAACCUCACCGUCCAAUCAGGGAGCCGGCCACUGUGGACCGUCCAAUCAGGGAGCCGGCCACUGUGGGCCGUCCACUCAGGGAGCCGGCCACUGUGGACCGUCCACUCAGGGAGCCGGCCUUGAUGAACCGUCCAAUCAGGGAGCCGGCCACUAUGAACCGUCCAAUCAGGGAGCCGGCCGCUGUGGUCCGUCCACUCAUGGAGCCGGCCUUGAUGGACCGUCCACUCAGGGAGCCGGCCACUGUGGACCGUCCAAUCAGGGAGCCGGCCUUGAUGGACCGUCCACUCAGGGAGCCGGCCACUGUGGACCGUCCAAUCAGGGAGCCGGCCUUGAUGAACCGUCCACUCAGGGAGCCGGCCACUGUGGACCGUCCAAUCAGGGAGCCGGCCAAGAUGGACCAUCCAAUCAGGGAGCCGACCACUGUGGACCGUCCAAUCAGGGAGCCGACCACUGUGGACCGUCCACUCAGGGAGCCGGCCUUGAUGAACCGUCCAAUCAGGGAGCCGGCCACUAUGAACCGUCCAAUCAGGGAGCCGGCCACUGUGGUGCGUCCACUCAGGGAGCCGGCCUUGAUGGACCGUCCACUCAGGGAGCCGGCCACUGUGGACCGUCCAAUCAGGGAGCCGGCCUUGAUGGACCAUCCACUCAGGGAGCCGGCCGCUGUGGACCGUCCAAUCAGGGAACCGGCCACUGUGAACCGUCCACUCAGGGAGCCGGCCACUGUGGACCGUCCAAUCAGGGAGCCGGCCUUGAUGGACCGUCCACUCAGGGAGCCGGCCACUAUGAACCGUCCAAUCAGGGAGCCGGCCGCUGUGAACCGUCCACUCAGGGAGCCUGCCUUGAUGAACCGUCCACUCAGGGAGCCGGCCGCUGUGGACCGUCCAAUCAGGGAGCCGGCCUUGAUGGACCGUCCACUCAGGGAGCCGGCCACUAUGAACCGUCCAAUCAGGGAGCCGGCCGCUGUGAACCGUCCACUCAGGGAGCCUGCCUUGAUGAACCGUCCACUCAGGGAGCCGGCCGCUGUGGACUGUCCAAUCAGGAAGCCGGCCGCUGUGAACCGUCCACUCAGGGAGCCUGCCUUGAUGAACCGUCCACUCAGGGAGCCGGCCGCUGUGGACCGUCCAAUCAGGGAGCCGGCCUUGAUGGACCGUCCACUCAGGGAGCCGGCCACUAUGAACUGUCCAAUCAGGGAGCCGGCCACGAUGGACCGUCCACUCAGGGAGCCGGCCACUGUGGACCGUCCACUCGGGGAGCCGGCCACUGUGGACCUUUGGUCUGCGGCCAGAAGCUGGGAUGGACGGCUGACCCCCGCAUCCCCCCUGGUGUCCUCCUGGCCGCCGUCGGGCUCGCCCGUCGAGCGCUGCGUGGACGUGCUGGUAUCCAGCGCCAGGCACCCGGCGCUCUUCGCCGUGCAGGCCUGGAGCCAGCUGCACCGGCUGGAGCGGCUGGAGGCGAGAAUGUGGCGCCACUAUGGGAACCUCCGGGGCCACGGGCAGGCGGACGUGGCGGAGGAGGCGGAAGAUGAAGAGGUGGCGGCUGAGGAGGUGGCGACUGAGCCGUCGUUCGUAGCCUGCGUGCAGGAUGACCGGGUGUACCGUGUGGAGCUGAAGUGCGCUUGCCCGCCGGGCAAGGCCAUGGUGUACCGGGUGGACUACGGCGAGUGGGACCUCGUCCCCUUGUCCACCCUGCGGCCCCUCGUCCCGGCGUUCACCCGGCUUCCCGUGCAGGCCCACCUGGCCCAGCUCGCGGACGUCCCCUGCAGGCGCUGGUCGCCGGAGCUCAGCCAGGUGUUCAGGAAGCUGGUGGAGGGGCGGCCGUUUGUGGCCCGCGUGGAGGGGGCGGGGGGCGACCCGGCGGGGCGAGCGCCCAGGCUGAGGGUGUCCCUGGUGGACACGUCCCAUCCCGAGCGGGACGUCGUCAUCGGCCAGGUCAUGAUGGGAUUCGCUCGGGAUUGGUGACGAGGAGGACGAGGAGGAGGACGAGGAGGACAACGAGGAGGAGGACG
Molecule: messenger RNA, 3166 nt
Organism: Petromyzon marinus (sea lamprey)
Lineage: Eukaryota; Metazoa; Chordata; Hyperoartia; Petromyzontiformes; Petromyzontidae
Source: RefSeq, a predicted model, not a curated record